AUGGUAGGAGUGGGAUUAUUAAUUGUAGAAUUAAAGGUGGGAGGAAUUGCAAAUUGUGCGAAAGGAGAAGAAGAGCGAGAAGUUAUAGUGGAAGGAGCUGAAGAAGGAUUUUCACGAGAGGAAGAAAUUUUAUAA
Molecule: messenger RNA, 135 nt
Organism: Entrophospora candida
Lineage: Eukaryota; Fungi; Glomeromycota; Glomeromycetes; Entrophosporales; Entrophosporaceae
Source: the annotation of a GenBank genome assembly